AUGGCCCGAUCCGGCGCCUCAGACGCAGCAACCCCGCCCUCGUGGACUCUCACCUCGCUCCUACAGCGCGUGAAAGUCAAAGCCACAAAGAUGCGCUCCGUCUUCCUGGGCCCGGAGCAGAAGCGCUUCGCCGAGUCCCAGGCACGCGCCUGGGCCAUCAUCCGCCGGCACCACGUCGCGAUCGGGAAGGCCGCGGAGCGCAUGAUAGCCAUCAACUUCAGUGGCGAGCCCCAGCGCCAGCCCCCGCACGACGUCGGUGCAGCGUCCAAGGAGAUGAAAACGGAGAUAGUGCAACCACCGCGAAGCCCCCUCAGCCGCCUCGAAAGCCUACCCGAGGAGAUCCACAUGCAGAUCAUGCGGCUGCUCGACCACGAGAGCCUGUACCGCCUGAGCCAGACCACGGGCCAGUUCCUGCGGCUGUCGUUCGACAGCGCGUUCGAGGCCGACGCGGGCUGGCGGGCGUUUCGGCACACGGCGGACUGCUUGGGGGAUGGGCCCCGGAGGAGGAUUGUGGAUGGGACGGGACAGGCGCAGGGGACUGCGGCUGAGGUCAAAGGAGCUGAUUAUUCGGGGCUUGAUUCUUGUCCGGAACGAUGGAGGCGGAAUGAGGAUGCGGUAGGAUUCGAUGGGGAAGGCUCGAAGCCAAAAUCUGGCUUGGUCAGGUCGGAUGAAGACGGGGAUGAAGGGGAGACGAUGCUGGAGUUCAUGGCGAGGCAGGGCCGGGGCUGA
Molecule: messenger RNA, 729 nt
Organism: Anthostomella pinea
Lineage: Eukaryota; Fungi; Ascomycota; Sordariomycetes; Xylariales; Xylariaceae
Source: the annotation of a GenBank genome assembly